Sardina pilchardus (European sardine) is the source of this 2894-nucleotide messenger RNA. It is a transcript of the gene sgsh, whose product is annotated as N-sulfoglucosamine sulfohydrolase (sulfamidase). The transcript is spliced from 7 exons. Gene Ontology annotation, biological process: heparan sulfate proteoglycan catabolic process; glycosaminoglycan catabolic process. Bases 130 to 1659 code for a protein of 509 amino acids. Lineage: Eukaryota; Metazoa; Chordata; Actinopteri; Clupeiformes; Clupeidae. The record is from RefSeq and is a predicted model, not a curated record. Gene Ontology annotation, molecular function: N-acetylglucosamine-6-sulfatase activity; N-sulfoglucosamine sulfohydrolase activity; glycosaminoglycan binding.
GGCUACAACAAGCUACAAGUGUUGCGACUUGCGAAUGUUGUGUGGGCCAGCCCUUGUCACAUUGAAUGGAAACCAAGUGAAUAUUAUUAUUUCAUUUUAACAGUUGUGCGAUUCUUCAAAAAUGUCAACAUGACAUUAGAAUACAGUAGAUCGGGGUUAGUUUUUCUGGCCUUUUUAUUAAACUACAGCUGCACCGUAGAAUCUAAGCAGAGAAAUGUGCUGCUCAUCAUUGCUGACGAUGCUGGCUUCGAGACAGAGGUUUAUAACAACACAGUGGUUCGCACACCUCAUCUCCACGCUCUGUCGCAGCGCAGCUUAAUAUUGCAGAAUGCAUUCACGUCGGUCAGCAGCUGUUCCCCAAGCCGAUCCACCAUCCUCACAGGCCUCCCACAGCAUCAAAAUGGCAUGUAUGGUCUACAUCAGGGUUACCAUCAUUUCAACUCAUUCGAUGGUGUCCGAAGUCUUCCUCUGCUCCUGCAACAAGCCAACAUCCGCACGGGUAUUAUAGGGAAGAAACAUGUUGGUCCUGGAAUGGUUUACCCAUUUGACUUUUCCUACACUGAGGAGAACGGUUCUGUGCUUCAGGUGGGAAGGAACAUCACAAAAAUCAAACUUCUGGUACAGAAAUUUUUGAGGACCCACAAAGAAGAGGAGCGUCCAUUUUUCCUUUAUGUGGCAUUCCAUGACCCACACCGUUGUGGUCAUUCACAACCACAAUAUGGUGCCUUCUGCGAAAAGUUUGGUAAUGGUGACAGUGGAAUGGGAUAUAUUCCAGACUGGGAACCCAAGCAUUACACCCCAGAUCAGGUUAAAGUGCCUGAUUUCAUCCCUGACACUCCAGCUGCAAGAGCAGACUUGGCUGCCCAGUAUACCACUAUUAGCAGACUUGACCAAGGGAUUGGGCUGGUUCUGAAGGAGUUGCGGGAGGCCGGGUUUGAGGAAAAUACCCUCGUCAUUUACAGCUCUGAUAAUGGGAUCCCAUUCCCUAAUGGGAGAACAAAUAUGUACAUGUCUGGAGUGGCCGAGCCCAUGCUUGUGUCCUCACCAGAGCACAGGCAGCGCUGGGGAGAGGUCAGUAAGGCCUACGUAAGCCUCCUGGAUGUCACACCUACUAUCUUGGAUUGGUUCUCUAUUCCCUAUCCCCCCUAUAGCCUCACUGGGGGAUCACUAGUCCAGUUAACAGGGCGAUCUUUGCUCCCUGCCCUAAGUACUGAACCAACGUGGUCUGUUGUGUUCUUCAGCCAGAGCCUGCACGAGGCCACCAUGUAUUACCCCAUGAGAUCUGUAUAUCAGGGGCCCUUUCACUUAAUUCACAACCUCAACUAUCGGAUGCCCUUUCCCAUUGACCAGGACUUAUAUGUGUCGCCCACCUUCCUGGACCUGUUGAACCACACCCAGGCAGGCCAACCAACAGGUUGGUUUAAGACAUUAAAGGAUUAUUAUUACCGUGAGCGCUGGGAACUGUAUGACACACAACGUGAUCCAACAGAGACCAAGAACCUUGCAUCAGACCCCAAUCAUCUCAGCGUUCUAGAGACACUGAAAGCCCAGCUGCUGAAGUGGCAAUGGGCAACGUCAGACCCAUGGGUGUGUAGCCCAGAUGCAGUGCUGGAGACCAAAAUGGAGCCACAAUGUAGGUCACUAUAUAAUGGGCUGUAAGACCUGAAGUACUCACAAGGUUACGAAGAAUUAAGCAAUAAGCCCCGAGAGGCCGUGGGUUAUACUGUAUAAUCGAACAGCUAAGGGGCGUUGUUAGGCACGACGCGAAGCGGAGUGCCUAAAACCCCCUUAGCUGUUCGAUUAUACAGUAUAACCCACGGACUCGAGUGGCUUAUUGCUUUUCUAAAACGGUAACUACGUCGAUCUAGCAAGAUUUCAUGAAACGAAGGCACAGCAACGACAAUGUAACGAUAUAUUCAUAGAUAAUCUUUCUUCCGCCAAGAAAUAUAUUCCCUCCUUAUGAAUGGUUGCCAUCAAAGAUUCUAGAACAGAGCAAGAUGGAUCAGUUGCGUCAAAAGAAUGAAGUACGGUACAGGACGCCAUUUCGGUAAGCUCAGCAACAUUUCUGACACAGUUCCAAUCAUAUAAACCCACCUCAACAGCUGUUUUUGCCGUUGCCAGCUGUUUUUUGUUUUGUUUUGUUACUCGGUAAUGAUCUGGCCGUGUGAAAGGCACGAUUUAUUACUUUUCGGCUUACCAAAAUGGCGCCCAUGGAGCGUUAAAAUGUACUUCAAAAAAUCCAACGUAUUCUCCGGCCAGUGAUCCAUCUUGCUCUGUUCUAGAAUCUUUGGUUGCCAUGCAACAACAAGACGCAGCCACUGCUAGUUUUGUGCUAGCGCAUUACUAUAGAACGAAAUGCGGUCAAGGUGUGAGUUUAUCAUGAUAUUUACAACGGCAUCGAACGCGAUUCAGCCAAUCACAAUCAAGGACCGGAACUAUCCGUUUUAGAAAGGACAUUUCUAAUGUUAUUUUUGUGAUAACACUGAUUCAUCUACACAGCCUACAGUUGCAUUAGACAUAUUUUAAUAUACCAAAGGAAUUAACUGACACACACAGAUAGACUUAUGUGUGUGUUUAAUUACAAAUUAAUCUAAUGAUGAUAUUUUUUCUUAUCAAAUAAGAGCCGUAAUUAUCUGCUUAGUUAUUUUCUGCUAGAAAGCCCAUAAGUAGCUAGCCUAUAGCUUUGAUGUUUCUUGGUUAGGUUUUGGAAAAUUGAUUGAACAUGUAAACGAUGAAACAAUUUGGCACUGUUUUUUUUCAGUUGUAAGAGCUGUAAAAGCUGUGCAGCUUCACUGUUAUGAAAUAUGCCAAUAUCGUAUGCGUUUUGACUGUAGGCUGAUUUGUUAUUCUUUUUUAUUACACCACAUUACAAUAAAAGUUUCCCUCAAAAGGUU